GCCUUGAUUAUAAAUACACACAAGACUGGGAUCACUAUCAUCCCAAGUCUUCAUCAAACUCUCAACUAUCAAGCCUUCCUUGCAAAUUCUCUGAGAUAUCUCAACUCGCUUCUGCUUCUUUCUUCUUUCUUAAGACACUCUUAUUACAAGCAUGAGUUUCCUCUUUGCUAGCUUAGUUCAUGCCAAGCAACUCAUUCAGAAGCCUUUUUCAAGCACAAAAGAUAUUCUGAAAGGCUUUUUGGCAGUUUAUGUUGGCGAUGAGAGCAGAAUGAAGAAAUUUAUGAUCCCUGUGGCAUACUUGAACCAACCAUCUUUCCAAGACUUUCUAAGUCGAGCUGAAGAAGAAUUUGGAUUCGAUCAUCCAAUGGGAGCUCUCACAAUUCCUUGCUCAGAAGAUGCCUUCAUCGAUCUUAUUUCUUGCUUGAAUGCAUAAUGAUGACAGAUGAGUAUACACACUGACAGAAGACAAUUAUUGACAAAAAUGAUUUGUAAUUAUUUUUUGCCAAGGCAAACAAUGCCAAUACCAUGUAUAUAUUUUUCCUUAGGGACUGAGAAAACAAAUGUCUCCAAGUGUGAUAUAAAUGAAUUCUUUCUUUAACAA
Molecule: messenger RNA, 601 nt
Organism: Humulus lupulus (European hop)
Lineage: Eukaryota; Viridiplantae; Streptophyta; Magnoliopsida; Rosales; Cannabaceae
Product: auxin-induced protein 15A-like
Exons: 1
Coding region: 152-433 (93 amino acids)
Biological process (GO): response to auxin
Source: RefSeq, a predicted model, not a curated record